This is a messenger RNA of Stereum hirsutum FP-91666 SS1, 1630 nucleotides long. RefSeq names its product MFS monosaccharide transporter. The transcript has 8 exons. The record is from RefSeq and is a predicted model, not a curated record. Lineage: Eukaryota; Fungi; Basidiomycota; Agaricomycetes; Russulales; Stereaceae. The coding region runs from base 29 to 1630 and encodes 533 amino acids. Gene Ontology annotation, molecular function: carbohydrate:proton symporter activity. Gene Ontology annotation, cellular component: membrane. Gene Ontology annotation, biological process: transmembrane transport; carbohydrate transport.
CCUCCUACCAGGCCAUCCCUACUUCACUAUGGCCGUCGGUCCUGUCGCUGUCGCCAAUAUAGGCGCCAAUGCCCCCAAGAAUAAGUUCGCCGGUAUUAUCAUGACAUCAUUCGCCGCUUUCGGUGGUAUUCUUUACGGUUACGACACUGGUACCAUCAGUGGUAUCAUUGCCAUGAACGACUGGCUAUGCACUUUCGGCGAUGUCGCUGGGGACUCUUGCACCAUCACCUCAAGCACAAAGUCUUUGGUCGUCUCUAUUCUCUCCGCUGGUACUUUCUUCGGUGCCCUUGCCAGUGCUCCCGUUGGAGACUACCUUGGUCGUAAAUGGGGUCUUAUCUUCUCCUGCCUUAUCUUCUCCGUCGGCGUCGCCAUGCAGACGGCAGCCACCGCUCUCCCCCUCUUCGUCGUCGGUCGUGUCUUCGCUGGUCUCGGUGUCGGUCUCAUCUCUACCCUCGUCCCCAUGUACCAAUCCGAGUGCUCGCCAAAGUGGAUUCGUGGUGCCGUCGUCGCCGCCUACCAAUGGGCUAUCACCAUCGGCCUUCUCCUCGCCUCCGUCGUCAACAAUGCCACUCAGAACAGGCCCGACCACAGCUCAUACCGUAUCCCCAUCGGUAUUCAGUUCAUCUGGGCUGCAGUCCUUUCCGUCGGAAUGCUCUUCCUCCCCGAGUCUCCUCGUUGGUUGGUCAAGCGCGGCCGCGACGCCGAUGCUGCUCAUGCCCUUUCUCGCCUCACUGGUCUCUCCGAGACCGAUCCCGAACUCGAAGUCGAGCUCAACGACGUCCGUGCCAACCUUGAAGCCGAGAAGGCGCUCGGCGAGAGUAGCUACCUCGACUGUUUCCGCUCUGGUCACAACCAAAUCCGGUUCCGUACCCUCACCGGUAUCUUCAUCCAGGCCUGGCAACAACUCACCGGUAUCAACUUCAUCUUCUACUACGGUACUACGUUCUUCCAGAACUCCGGCAUCAAGAACUCCUUCCUCAUUUCGGUUGCGACUAACAUCGUCAAUGUGUUCAUGACCCUCCCCGGAAUGUGGGGUAUCGAGCGCUUUGGUCGUCGUCGUCUCUUGCUCGUCGGUGCCGUUGGCAUGUGUAUUUGCGAAUACCUUGUCGCCAUCAUCGGUGUCACCAUCUCCAUUGACAACAAGUCUGGUCAGCAAGCCCUCAUCGCCCUCGUCUGUAUCUACAUCGCUUUCUUCGCCUCGACUUGGGGCCCGAUCGCAUACGUCGUCACCGGUGAAAUCUUCCCUCUCAAUGUCCGUGCCAAGGCCAUGUCCAUGUCGGUUGCCUCUAACUGGUUGUGGAACUUCGGUAUUGGAUACGCCACCCCCUACAUGGUUGACUCCGGUCCCGGAAACGCCGACCUCCAGUCCAAGGUGUUCUUCGUCUGGGGCUCAACCUGCUUCUGUUGUAUCAUCUUCGCAUUCUUCUGCGUUCCUGAGACCAAGGGUCUCUCGUUGGAGCAGAUCGAUAUCCUCUACCAGAACACAACUCCCAUCCAGUCUGUCGCCUACCGCCGCCGCCUCUUGGUCGAGAACGUUCACGCGAGCGAUCCCGAGUCCUUCAAGGUCGGCGAGCGUGGCAACCACGAGCACGUCGAGCACGAUCAGGCCAGCGUCAGCGAGAAGGUCUAA